This is a messenger RNA of Periophthalmus magnuspinnatus, 3067 nucleotides long. It is a transcript of the gene tmem208, whose product is annotated as transmembrane protein 208. The transcript has 6 exons. Gene Ontology annotation, cellular component: intracellular membrane-bounded organelle. NCBI's taxonomy places the organism in Eukaryota, Metazoa, Chordata, Actinopteri, Gobiiformes, Gobiidae. Gene Ontology annotation, biological process: vacuolar protein processing. Bases 232 to 753 code for a protein of 173 amino acids. The record is from RefSeq and is a predicted model, not a curated record.
ACGACAUACGUGCGUCAUCAUCAUGUGCCGCAAACGUAAUACGACAAUUUUAUGCGACGGAUGCGCUCCCCCCUUUCUAUAUGCUCUCUGCUGAUGUGUUACGAAGAAGAGGCAUAAGUCUGUCUUUUUGGGCUGAUCUUUUCAUGCAUUGACACAUAUUCAGAGUUUUAACCUAAUAGAAGGCUUCGGUUGGGAAGCUCAUGUAAAAGGAGCCGGAGACUGACAGUGGGAAUGGCGCCCAAAGGUAAAGUCGGCACAAAAGGAAAGCGGCAGAUCUAUGAGGAGAACUUGGGCACUUUGCAGUUCUACUCACGGAUCAUCCUCGGAGCCAAUGCAAUCUAUGCAGUUGUGAACCUUCUCAUUUUCUACGGUUCCUCUUCUUUUUGGACAUGGCUGCUGCUGAUGUUUGCAUUAGCUGUGUACAUUGGCAGUUACCGCUCAAUGUCAUCCAUGGCCAAACCAGUGUUUGCUGAAGAUGGCAGCCUGUUAGAUGGAGGCAUAGACCUGAAUAUGGAGCAGGGGAUGGCUGAGCACCUGAAGGAUGUAAUUUUGCUCACAGCUAUUGUACAAGUGCUCAGCAUCAUCUCCUUGUAUUUCUGGUAUCUAUGGCUUCUGGCCCCGGCCCGCGCACUUCACCUGCUCUGGGUGAACUUCCUUGGGCCCUGGUUCACAGCGGAAAGCCCCUCAGUUCCAGAGGAGGUGAAUGAGAAGAAACAGAGGCGGCAGGAGCGCAGACAGAUGAGGAGAUUUUGACACUGUCAAGACUAAUCCAAUCUAACACAGGGCCAUAGAGACACAUAACUUAUUGUGUGUACUAUUCCAUGGAACACUGUCCGAACCAUCCUCUGGAUUCUUCUUUCCCAACUGUUUGAUUUGCUGUUCCUCAUAGCCCAGUUUACUUCUCAUAUUAUUAUGUUUUAUCAUGUCAGGGUCUGCCCGUUUAAAGGUGCACUAUGUAACUUGUAGCUCAUAGAGAGGAUUUCACUUUGCCUGGAAUGUUUCAUAGUACAGCAUUAAAGUUCAAUCUGCCAUUGUAUUUCAUUUAUAGUAGUUUUAUUGUUUAAAGCAAAAUCAACUGUUCAGAGCUUUUAACCAUGGUAUAGUCGUUUCCUUCUCAUUUAGCUUCUCACAGUUGUAUUUGGAGCGCUUCAUGCACAUUUGAGCAAUCUUUAGUCACUUAUUUUCAAGACUCCAUUUUGCCAAUCAACUCUCAUUUUCACUGCUAUUGGUACACACGCACUGCUCUAUACUUAGUUCUCCAAUUUUAUUUUCUUAAUCAGUGAUUCAUGAAACACUAGCAUGCUGUGCAGCUAUCCAUAUGAGAGGCUGACAGCUGCACAGCUCUUUGUUGUGAUGAAGUUUACAGCAACAUCAGCUCUCAUUGGCACUAUAGUUUUCUAACGCAGAGUCAGCAGAGUUGUUUCUUUUAUUAAGUCAUUUUUAGAUUAAAAUGAUAACAUAAUGAUCCACGGGUGUCAUUGAUUAUAACUAUAGAGCAGACUCAAUAGCACAAUAGGUGUUCUUUAAAAACCUUGGAAUAAACAUGCAUUCUUCCCACUGUGAGUGGGAUCUGACCUAUAACUUUGCCUUAUUAUCUCCAAUGGGAUGGAAUCUCAUGGAAUUUCAUGCCAAAUACUGGGACAUUCUAGGCUAAACAGUUUUCAUAAGGAGCUAAUAAUCACCACAGAGACAAGCAGGCUCUCAGAAAAGUUGCAUAGUGCUUUAAAAUCACCUCUUCAUCACAAAAAACAUAGACUGUAUAUAUAUUUUCAUGCCCUCUUAAGAGUUGUAUGUUCUUUCAUUCAAAACAAAUGAUCAUGUUUCAUUUGUAAUAAACAGAGGGCACAAGACUGUCUGGAUGACAGUGGAGAUUUAUAAUAUAAUGAUAAUGCAAUGUUUUUCAGUAAAUGGAAUCUAAAAAAAAGAGCCAGUCAGUCUUGUGUUUUGUGUAGUUCUUAGUAAAUUACACUGGAAAUUAGAUUAGGCAAAACUUGUACUCAAGUAAGAUAACAUUAUUUCACAAUAUUUGCUCAAGUAGAAGUACAAAGAAGAGUUAAAAGUAUUUGAGCAGUUGCGAGUAGAUCUCCAUAGAACCUACAUUCAAUCAGAAGAAUGCACCAAGGGAUGCACCAAUACCAGUACUGUUAUCAGGACUUCUGCCUGUUUUGGUCAUGCAAAAUAUUUAAUUAUGCUGAACUUAGAAACAACAGAACUGUAGAAGCUAUAGACCUUUCUGAGGAGAUUUCUGGUGUUAUGUUAUAGAGGGUAAGCAAGUUUAAACUAGCUCACUUUUGGGGUUAAGCUGGUGCGAUAGAUGCAAUUUCAAACACCAACUCAAGUAGAAGUACAAAGUACUAAGUCCAAGAAAUGACUCAAGUAGGAGUAAAAAAAUUGUGAAAACUACUACUGAAGUAAGAGUAACUUGAAGAGUAACUGUCAGGAUGUAACAUAUAAUUUGAAGUUAAUGUAAUUUUAAGGACAAACAUGAUAUAAUACAUGCAGAGACUAAACCAAGUCAUAUGUGAAGGAGUGAUGCAAGAACAAAUCUUCAAAUCAUUUCAUAUGACAAAACUUUUCAUUUGUAGACUUACAGUGGGAAGAGUAACCACAACAUUUACUCAAGUAAGAGUACUGUUACUUCAAUAAAAAUUUUACUCAACUAGGAGUAGAAGUGUGCUGCUAGAAUUUCUUUUCAAAGUUGCUCAAGUAAAUGUACCCACCUUUGCCAACUGGUCCCACUUGUAGGCCUACUGCUACAGAGGUGUUUACCUGACUAUUUCUUUCACCUACAGUCUAAUGUUUGAUGACUUGUCUGCAUCAGUGUUGAAGUUGUGGGAAGACACUAUUCAAACCAUUCAUUGUGUUUGUGGCUAUUUCUGUACCCUGCAGUUUGCUAUUCCUUUUCACCAUCUUGUGUGAUGGUGACCCCUACGGUCCAUUUAUUGACAUGACCAUCCAAACUCCAAGCAUCCCAAACUUCUGCUUUGUGAGGCCUGUCAUGAUAAUUAAUAUAUUGGCUCAUUGUUCAAUAUUUGCUAGAUACUUUUUCAGGCUCAACCUUUAUCGA